AUGGACAAACCCGCCCCAACGCACCUCUCCUCCACCACCUCCGCCCCAACCUCCCCAACAUUUACCUCCCAACCCACCCUUACACCCACACACACCCAACCCCCUCUCUCCCUCCAAAAACCCGCUGCCCCUCCAACAGCCUCCACCGCCGACCCCCAUCUCGCCCAGCAGGAAGAAGCCACAACACGAGUUUCAACUACGAAACCGUACACGGGACCGCCACCGUCGGCGCGGAGGAAGAGCUGGAGCCACGAGACGGGGACGGGGCACGGCGGGGAGGGAAACAUGAGUGAUACGAGUUUGACGCAGGACCCGGGGAGCCAGUUGUAUCAUGGGCAUGUGCAUGUUGGGAAGUGGAAUCGGCCGUGGUGA
Westerdykella ornata is the source of this 372-nucleotide messenger RNA. RefSeq lists its product as uncharacterized. The record is from RefSeq and is a predicted model, not a curated record. The transcript has a single exon. The coding region runs from base 1 to 372 and encodes 123 amino acids. Lineage: Eukaryota; Fungi; Ascomycota; Dothideomycetes; Pleosporales; Sporormiaceae.